Dermacentor silvarum is the source of this 4953-nucleotide messenger RNA. RefSeq names its product neuropeptide Y receptor type 5. Gene Ontology annotation, biological process: G protein-coupled receptor signaling pathway. The record is from RefSeq and is a predicted model, not a curated record. Bases 633 to 1790 code for a protein of 385 amino acids. The transcript has 6 exons. Gene Ontology annotation, cellular component: membrane. Gene Ontology annotation, molecular function: neuropeptide Y receptor activity. Lineage: Eukaryota; Metazoa; Arthropoda; Arachnida; Ixodida; Ixodidae.
CAGAUUUUCCUCGCUGCUGCUGCUGCUGCUGCUAGUGGGAUGCCCCAGCUCUGCCGACCGGGUGCUUUCUCGCAAAAGUACACCUAGCCGCAAAUCAGCCAGCCAGUCCCCAACGGACAACGUGACACCCCAUCUAGAGGGGAGCGCGAAGCCUCGUCUGAGUCCCCUACCCUGAAGCACGCAAACUCGGAGACCCCAGCCGUCUGUGAAGUGAUCUGGACAUCGAUUUGGCUGAGCGUCCAGACAGUCGCUCGACUCCGGCACGCCUCUACACGCCGUCAAGCGCCAACCGCUGCUGAGUACGCGCCGUCCACCUGCAGCUUCAACGAGCUUCCGCUGCCGCCAAUCGUCACCUCGAAGACUCACCUAUAAAGAGAAGCCCGGUGUACAACAGUGAGGCCACGCUGACCAUUUCGGCACGGCAAGCUCUUUACCGGAAGUCACGAAAAACCGGAAGCUGUUCCGGAUAAACGGCGCCACCGCUACUGACUUCGCUAAGAAGGCUGCUGUCGCUGGAGGGAGAAAUUGACAGGGGCGAUAGCCACAGCGAGGCAUCACACAAUCGAGCUUUGUUCCCCACUGCAGCGUCACGCUGCUGAAGCUUGCCUGUACGACGACAAUCGGUGGGCGCCAUGAACCUGAGCAGCGUGGCCGAGCUGAACCUGACGCUGUACUCCGGCGCUUUCAACUUCAGCCUGGGCCGGGCGCUGGACAUCCUGCAGCAGCACUACCGCAGCGACCGCGUCUUCUCCGGCUCCACCGAGGCCGGCAUCGUGGCCGCGUACGUGUUCCUCAUCACUUCGGGCGUCUUCUGCAACCUGCUCGUGUCCGGCGUGAUCCUGUCGCACGCCAAGGUGCGCACCAACCGCAACCUGUUCGUGGUCAACCUGAGCGUCUCGGACACGGCGCUGUGCCUCUUCUGCAUGCCCUUCACGGUGUACUCGCUGACGCGCAAGACCUGGCCGCUGGGUGAGCUACUCUGCAAGCUGGUGCCCUGCUUCCAGAGUGCCACCGUCUUCGUGUCGGCGGCCACCGUGUCGGCCAUCGCGUUCGACCGCCACCAGACCGUGGUGGCUGUGAACGUGCAGCGACCAGAGGACAGUCGCCGACGGGUCGCCUGGUACAUGGCUGCCAUCUGGAUCUUCUCGGUGGCGCUCUCGCUGCCAAUGUGCCUGUCGCAGAGCCUCCAGAAGGUGGGCUUGUCGCGCCGAUACAUGUACGAGAAGUGCGUCGAGCAGUGGCCCUCGCCCGGCGCCAAGCAGCUCUACACCCUGGUCACCCUUCUCAUUCAGUUCGUGAUACCCACCACGGCACUGGUGGUCACGCACUUCCGCAUCAAGUCGCACCUGAGCUGCUCGGCCGCCUCGGCGCCGGGAGGCUCGACCACGGCGCCUGACAAGCGCGGCUACUCGGAGCGCCUGCAACGCGAACUGCGCCGCAACCGGCGCGCCACCAUGGUGCUGCUCAACGUGUCCGUCGUGUUCGCCGUCUCGUGGCUUCCCUGGAACGCCAUGAACCUGCUGACCGACUUCCACCUGGAGGGCAUCUCACCGCAGCGGCUGUACCUCAUCUUCGCGGUGUGCCACAUGAUCGCCAUGAGCAGCGCCACCACGAACCCCAUCAUGUACGGCUGGCUCAACACGAACAUUCGCCGCGAGCUGCUGGGCGUGCGCAACCGCGUUGGGCUCGUCUUCAGCACGCUGCGCGCCUCCAACAGCGAGAACAACCUGCACACGUCCAUGGACGACAACAGCCGCACGGCCGUCACUGUCGACAAGAGCCGCUUAUGACGUGUCCCGCUCGGCUACCGGCGGCGCUCGUCGGCCGCGUCGUCGGUGUAGGCCUGACUCGGUUCUUGAGACAAUAACGUGAUCCACGCGUUACCUGGAAAGAACUCGGACCGCCGGUCACCGCGUGUUGCUCCGAUUGUUGCUCCGAUUGUGAAUGGCGCGAAUGCCAAGUGCGUGGCUGCUUCCUGACGGCAUAGAACCCGCCUGGUUCUACAGACGCUGUUACGUGGGCUACCGAACUCCGCGGCAUGAACUCCGCCGUUGCGUAGAGGAACCGCAAAUAUGCGCCCAUUUUAAUGGGAGGACAGUGUAGCUUCGGAGUGGAUAUUAUUGCGUCCCAUGCCACUACUGGCCGAACAGAGCGUGAAAGCGGCUCUGUGCAUCGCGUCGUUGGACACUGUAGUCGUGGCGACCGCAUUGUUCUUGUUUCUCUGUUUCUCUCGAGCUUCUAUCCAGCCACCAUUUGCCGUGACCGUCGUCUUUACACGAAGCACUUGUUUUAUCUGCACCAAGUGCGAGGCGUGUAUACAGCGCCUCUGUGCGCCCAAGUGGUCUCGACGCUAAGUUGUACCUUUGAAAGAUAAAUAAUCGCGCUCGUCAAGUGCCAGUGAUGUAUUGUACCCAUGAACGGAGGGGGGGAGGGGGGGGGGGGCUCAAUAGUCGAGCAAUUUGCGUGAAAUUGUCACUGUCUAAACCAUAAGGACGCUGCAUAACUUGACUUGUGUCACUUCACUGUUUACAAACUAGUCGUCGCAUAUAAAACCCGCCCACUCAAGAGAAAUUUUCAGCGAUUACGCUGUCCUGUGCUCUUUAUAUACCGUCGUCCUCGUUGUGUCCAUCCUUCAUAUGAAUCGCAUUCAAAGAAGAAAAAGAGAAUCGUAUUGUUAGCACAGUACAUCCAGUUCAUAUGUGUAAAGAUGUGAAGGGCUAUUCACUGGCGGCACUGGGGCCGAUCUUCAGCCCGAAUCGUUAUUGCCAGACACCAAGUGCGCGCUCUACCUGACUGCUAAGCCCAUAUCGCAGGGCAGGGCUUCUUAAGUAUGUGAUUACACGUAAAGCUUGCCCUCUUUCAAUGAGUUUGUCUACUUUAUUCCUCGUUUCCCAAUUAGCGGAAUCGAACAACAUUAGUGGAAUCGAACAACGGACUGCGGCGCUUCUGAACAGCGGCGAAUGCAAUACAAAGAUUAACGGAGAACCAAAACACACGUUCAUUAAAUAAAGAGAAGGCAUCGGUGGAAUAAUGGCAAAUGCUUGAUAAAAUGUCUCGAUGUCACCUUUACACAUAUACGCUGUAAUGCGGUAGUAUCACGAAAAACAACAACUCGCUUUGAUUUCUCUGGAGGCAGACGUACUAUCAUUCUUGUACAAAAGCGUAAAGUAGCAAAACAAGCGGAUCUGUAACGCUCAGAAUGGUAUCGUCGGGAAGUCCUCAAAACAUGUUUGGCGCGGCAUUGGUUCCUGUGGUAGCAGAGGUCAAGUGCGCACUUUACGAUGACGAGGCGGCGGCGACGGCCGAGUUUUUGAGCACCGACGAAUAGUGUCUUUGGUUACGUCUAGCAUCGCAUAUGCUCGCACUUUCAUAACUAAGCGUCCGAGACGCAGGAGACAUCUGCGUAUAGUCGGCGACCAUACAACGGACGCACGCGACCGACGCGUGCGCGCGCUCCAUAGUUGCAUCACCCAUUGUCGAAAGUUCCUUCUUUGUGGCGCUUCCGUGCUUUCACGCGACAGGAACAAGCACGUACAGAGCCGACGCCGCAACGGCGUGGGUGCGUUAGCGACAGGCGCGCCUGCCCUUCGGAAACCAUCGGCAGAGUGCGUAAAUUGAAGUACUCGCGGGACGCGUCAUGCACUCGUCGUUAGUAUACGCUUCGCGUGGGUCCUGCCGAGGCCGUCCUUUCUCUUGUUUAUUUUCGUCGCUCUUCUUCUUUUCCUUUUUUUUUUUUGCCACACCAUUUCUUCCGGCGGUAAAAUAUAUAAAGAGGAGCUCGCUCGCAGCUCAAGCUGUGCGCCUUUGCGUCAACCCUAAAUUAUCGUGGACGUUUGUUCAGCGUCGAUGCAUACGAAAAUGUUCUUUCUUACUUUUUCUUUUUUCGGGGGAGAAGCGCGACGUGCUUCUUUGCGCUGCUCCGACGUAUAUAGGCUUGGCUGGAAUUGGAUGUGGCGCUUGACGAAAUACCUCCCGCUGAGGCGAAGUUUCGCACCAUGUUUCGAGCCAGUCUCUAAUGUUCCCAUUCUUCGGGCAUGCAUAGUGACAUUUAUUUAAAUUAGCCACUUCCGGCAGUUUACGGUUACGUUAGACUUACUAAAGAACGCUUUGUUUAUUCGUGUAUAUUUGACGCACGUUAUUUUCUACAACUGUGCACGACUCGCGCGAUAGAUGUUUGCACUCUAUAGUACUGCAUGCACCUCUAUAUGCCGUAGAAUUUUGGCGUUCUCGAACCAAGCGUAAACCUUCAAAAAAAAAAAAAAAAAGGCCUGACUUUGGAGUCCUCGCAAAGCUGUCCACUUAAGUGUCACUCUAUAAAUUCCAGCCUAACAACGACGCGGUAUGCGGAGAUUUGGCUACAAUAAUGCAAUAAAGCAGCCGCUCACCUGCUAUUCUCCUAGUAUCAGCGGUCAGACGAAUUACACAAAUGUCCUGAAAGCGCAAAAUUUCUGCCUCGAAAGUGGAGUGACACCAUUCUCAACGACUUCCACCAAACGGUGAAGGCAAACCUAUUCAGGACACGUAUCCGAAAAGUUAGAAGUUCGGAUACUGCGUAAGGACCUCCGAGAGUCACUGACUGUACAUUUCUCUCUUUUUAUCAUUUUAAAUCGCGUUGUAAGAUGUCAAUCGUGCAGGAACAAAACUUCUUCGAUUAAAAUGUGAAGUUGUAAUUUUACUUCCACCCCUGCGCCAAUAAGCUCCGUUAAUCGUCAACUUUACUAUCGCUGUCGCCUAGCCCAAGAAUAUGUCGCCCUGUUGGCUUUAACCUAUAACCAAUAGUGAUGCCAAAGAAUAAAUAGAGACAGCGAAAAGGAGAUAAACAGGCAGCACAAAAAAGAACGAACAAAACAGGACCGUCGUCCUAGACCAUUGGCCGAAGCUUGUUUAUUUUUUGGUGCUUCGUAAGCAUACAUUGCAAAAAGCGUUAUCACAGUACUUGACUCGAGAAAGGGU